Molecule: messenger RNA, 2352 nt
Organism: Mycena citricolor
Lineage: Eukaryota; Fungi; Basidiomycota; Agaricomycetes; Agaricales; Mycenaceae
Source: the annotation of a GenBank genome assembly
CAACAGCGUACACUCAGACGGGUAUACUUACCUCUAAUAUACACAGGACGCAAAAGUCAUGUAUGCCUCAGGUCUGCGCGGUUGCAGAAGUACGACUCGAGUGUGUCCAUCACAUGAUGCGAUACAUAUUCUUGACAGUUCCCGUUUGCAAUCGAGUCGACGUUGUUUGCUCCCCGCUGCAAACGCACCCCCAUCACCGGGCCGACCACCCCGCUCACACUUGUAACUACUUGUGCGGCAGUCUCACACCUACCAUCUGUGUGGAUCUGCCGUUGGCUUCACCUGUUUCGGGAAGCGGCUCUGAGUUUUAUCAUUUCAGCCGCUCAAAGGACAACAAUCCCGAGGCAAAGCCUCCCCCGGGGUCUCGAAUCACAGAUGUAUCGGGUUCUAAACGGCCCAUAACACUUUGGAGGGCGGCGCGCUGGCAGAUGCGUGGACGGACCUGAUACAGAACAGUGACCGGUGUAUGUAUGGCUUCUCACUGAUCAGAACCCAGCCGCUGCGACGGUGCGAUACGUGAUGCUCCCGCAAGGCGACUCGCCCCUUGUUUUCUAAGGAUGCCGGGACAAUCUUAAUCGGGAGUCAAAAUCUAGCAUUGACAUCUCACCGCCACAUCUAUUCCCAGUCUUGAUUACAACUGUCUAGUUCUUCAGCGCUUGGGUAUCUCUCAUCAGGCACGAUACAGGAUGCUUUCGGAAACUCAAUACAGAUCUCUUGUCCUUGAUGAAAGCCGGUGAACGUCCAGUUCACCUACCAUAUGUGCGACACGGCAGACCGCUUUGAUCGUUAUUGGUCGAGACUGUGCCUGCUGGGCACUUUUGUUUGUCCGUACGCAUCCAGCUGAAUGUGGAUAACCAAAAUGGGACUCCAGGAUAUAAAGGAGACAUCGACAUCCGUGUCCACUCACUUUCUAAUGGCAGACCAUAGCGAGAUGUCUCUCGUCGAAGCUAUCGAGAAUCGCAUCCCGGACCGUGCCGCUCUGGCGGCUAAGCUUCUCAUCCAGCACCGCGAAGUGAUUGUCGGCGAAGUCUCUGUGCAGAAUAUCAUGCAUGGCAUGCGCGGACUGGCGAGCAUCUUGUGGGAGGUCUCCGAAACAAGCGCUCUCGGGGUCAAAUACCACGGCAAGACCAUCCAGGAGCUGUCCGAAGAGUUGCCCAAGUGGCCGGGCUCAACUGAAAUGUCUCCCGAGGCUGUGACAUGGUUCCUCUACACCGCACGGGUGCCCAGCGAAUCUCAGCUCAAAGCCUUUGCGGCGGAUAUCGCUUCUCGUAAACUCUCGUCUGCAGCCGAAGCUUUCUGCGAUGCGCUUCCUCGGACAAUCCCUUCAGAGUCCCAGAUCAUCAUGGUUCUAGCGUUCUUGUCAGGAUCAUCCCAGUUUUCUGCAGCGCUUGCCAAGGGAGUGAGGAAGGAGGAUAUCUGGAAGCACACGCUUGAGGAUGCGCUCGACUUCAUGGCCAUGUUUCCUGCCAUUGUCGCCCGGGUUUACACCAACAUCCACGGCAUCGAGCGGCAGGGGACUCUCUCUGACGCCGAUCUUGCCCAGAACUUUGCUCGACAAAUCGGUCGGGGAGAAGACACAGAUUUCAUCGAGUUCAUCCGACUGUCGUGGUCUCUUUUCCAAGAUCACGGAGCGAAUGUCUCGGCCCAUGCGAUGCGGCCCCUCCACGCCAAGGCCAUCUCAGACUCGAUGAACUUCAACUUGGGCAUGCUCUCUGCGUUGGGACCGGACGCAUCCAAAGCCGAGAUCACUGCUUACGCCCGCAAGCAUCUGCUGGCAGGAAAGAUUAUUCCUGGGUACGGUCAUGCUCUCCUCCGGGUCGUUGACCCUCGACUUGUCAUCAUGGAGCGUUUCCUCGACAAUCAUCCGUCUGCUGAUCCCAAGGCUCGGCCAUUCUUGCAUCUGAUUCGACUCGCCAGCACAGUCGUCCCAGAUCUGCUCAAGGGCCGGGCUACCAACCCCCAUCCGAAUGCCGAUGCGCUGAGCGGGAGCAUUCUGUUUGCGUACGGGAUGAAGGCCGACUUUCUUCUUUCUUUCUUCGCGUGCAGCCGCGUGAUGGGGAGUCUUGCCCAACAGGUGUGGGAUCGAGCGCUGGGUCUUGCUAUGGAACGACCGCUUAGCGUGACGAUGGACGAGCUCUUGCUGAAGGUCCAAAGCCCCAAGCAAGACGUCGUGGCUCGGACCUCGCCAACCACCGCUUUAAUGCUCAGCUUCACCGGCAACUAUGUUUUCGUUGUGCGGAGAUGGGUCAAGUUAUGGCUAUGGAAGACCAGGAUGGUCAUGGGUAGAUGAACAGACUCUAGACUAGGUAUUUCUUGAACCAAUCCACAACUUGAUGUGCCGCUUUGUCCCGU